Lacerta agilis (Sand lizard) is the source of this 1491-nucleotide messenger RNA. It is a transcript of the gene JAM3, whose product is annotated as junctional adhesion molecule 3. The record is from RefSeq and is a predicted model, not a curated record. The transcript is spliced from 10 exons. NCBI's taxonomy places the organism in Eukaryota, Metazoa, Chordata, Lepidosauria, Squamata, Lacertidae. Gene Ontology annotation, molecular function: protein homodimerization activity; protein heterodimerization activity. The coding region runs from base 1 to 1476 and encodes 491 amino acids. Gene Ontology annotation, biological process: angiogenesis; cell adhesion.
AUGUCAGAUCCCAUCUGUAUGGAAAGUGUUUGGCUGCGUGUGUGGCGAGCGGGGGCGGAGGAGGGAGUGCGGCACAGGCCCUCAUCGCCGACCACCGGCUCUGUGCAAUGCCAGCAGCGGGAGGAAGGCAGACCCUCCCGGCUGCAGCAGUGCUUUCAAAUCCGUUUCUCUGGCCGGAGCCGUCAAGGUCACAGAGCCCCUCCUUCGCCGUGCAACAGCUCGCAGGAGCGCACGGCGGCUGCUGCUGCAAUGCUGCAACAAGGGGUCCGGCACUGGGCAAAGCCUGGCCACAUGCGGCCUGAGUUCAAGUCCUGGCUCAGCUAUGAAGAGGGCAGGACCAUGCCUGGCUCUCUGCAGCAAUGCACAAACUACCGGUACAUCUCCCGGUUGCUCACUCCACAGAGCAAGCCAGAAGCCUUUAAGUGCUUAAGCCGAGCGCUGCUAAGGCGGGCAUCUCCCGCUCGCUCCCUCCUUCCCUUUCUCUCCUCCCACCCGGCGCUGGGACCUGGCCAGACGGGGAAUGCGCAAGCUCCGGCCCGGCCAGGCGGACGGCUUAGUUGCAUCCCCAUCAUGGCGCUCAGGCGGCGGGCGCUCCUUCUCCUGCUGUUGCUUCCCAUGUUCCGCUACAGAAUCUUGGCCGUAGAGCUGUUUUCCACCGACCUGAACCCAGUGGUGCAGGAAUUUCAGCGUGCUGAGCUUUCCUGCAUCAUCACUGCCACCAAGACAGUCAAUCCUAGGAUUGAGUGGAAGAAAAUUGCGGGCAAGGACACAAGCUAUGUGUAUUUUGACCACAGGAUGCAGGGAGACUGGGUGGACCGUGCAGAGCUCCACGGGAGGACAUCACUGAUCAUCCACAAUGUGACCCGUGCAGAUAAAGGCAUCUACCGGUGUGAGGUUGCAGCUUCUGAAGACACGCAUAUCGGAGCUGAGAUAAACAUCAACCUGACAGUCCAUGUGAAACCAGUGGCCCCAAAGUGCCGAGUGCCCCAGUCAGUGCCCGUGGGUAAAUCAGCUACUCUCCACUGCCAGGAAAAGGAAGGCUUCCCUGAGCCAACUUACAAAUGGUACCGUAAUGGUGAAACUUUGCCUCUUGACUCCAAAGCCAGCUCCAAAUUCCAGAAUUCCUCCUUCACUGUGAACACAAAAACGGGAACGUUGGUCUUCAGUGAAGUGCAAAAAGGAGACACGGGCCGAUACACCUGUAGAGCGACGAAUGCCGUGGGUGAUGCCUGGUGCGAGGAAAUGGACAUGGAAGUCUAUGACCUUAACAUCGCUGGGAUUGUUGGAGGGGUCAUGGUGGUCCUCGCUGUCCUCUUGCUGACUACGGUGGGAAUCUGCUGCGCCUACAGGAAGGGUUUGUUUGUGAACAACAAGCAAAAUGGAAAUAGUUACAAGACUCCAGCGAAGCCAGAUGGCGUGAACUACAUCCGCACAGAUGAAGAGGUAGGAAGGUCCCCCGGGGCCCAAAGUCAAUAGAUACAUUUGAAAUAG